GGUGCCGCACCCUCUGCUCGGUCUAGAGCUCUCCACCGCCACCAGCAUCCUUCACGUCCUCGUCGUCACACGUCACUUGGCGUGUUGUUGUCUGCCAGACACGGACGCGGAGGCGGCCACGCAAGGCGGGAAAAGAUGUCUCCGAGCAGCCGGCCGUUUUUGUUCCUGAUUGGGGCCGCCUGCCUGGGGCUGCCCUACCCGCUGCGCGCUCAGGUGGUAGCUGACGACACGUACUUAAACGAGGUCCAGAACUCAGUCCCUCUGUCCUGCUCUGAGGGUUUCACCGAAUUGGGUUACUACAACGGUACCGUGUCCCAGACGGACUCGGGUGCCCCGUGCCUCAGGUGGACCGAGUUCCCCGACUACGUGGUGCAGUACCCGGGCCGUGGUCUCGGCGAACACAGCUACUGCCGGAACCCGGAUCGCGAGUCCAACCCCUGGUGCUUUUUCCGGCAGAACUCGGGCGCCAUCGGAUGGGCCUACUGCGAUUGUCACCAGGGUGCCACCAGGCUUGUCGGUGGCUCGUCGUCCAACAGUGGGCGUGUUGAAGUGUAUCUGAACGGCCAGUGGGGAGCGGUGUGUGACUCUCACUGGAGCGACCGGGAUGCGAGCGUGGUCUGCAGGCAGGUGGGCUUAAGUGACAUUGGCACGACAUUGCGGCACUCUCAGUUGGCCUCGGGUUCUGGCCUCUUCCACUUUGAGCGUCUGGGUUGCCGCGGCGACGAGAACAGCGUAAGCGCCUGCAGGAGCAGGACGUUCGUCACUGGGGACUGUAACCAUGGAAACGAGGCGGCUGUCUUGUGUGCCCCUCCUGAAGGCAGCGGACCUCCGCUACGACUGGUUGGAGGUGAGGAAGACUUUGAAGGACGCGUGGAGGUGUUCCACAGCGGGAGGUGGGGCUCCGUCUGUGACGACCAAUGGGAUGACAGAGACGCGGAGGUGGUGUGCCGACAGCUGGGCUUCAGCGGCGUGGCCAAGGCGUGGUCAUGGGCUCACUUUGGUCAGGGAUCAGGUCCCAUCCUGCUGGACGCCGUCAAGUGCACGGGAAAUGAACUGUUCCUGGAUGAGUGUCCACACGGACACUGGGAGCAGCACAACUGCGACCACAUGGAGGACGCCGGAGUCUCCUGCAGCCCGUACACAGAUGGGGUGGUGCGUCUGGUGGGAGGCGACGAUCCCUGGGAGGGCCGCGUAGAGGUGCGCCACAACGGCGACUGGGGGACGGUGUGUGACGACCACUGGAAGCAACAGCACGCCCAGGUGGUGUGUGGACAACUGGGAUACAGGGGUCACGCUGAGGUGGUGUCAGGCGGGACGUUCGGUGAGGGCGCUGGUCUCAUCCUGCUGGACGACGUCCACUGUACCGGCUCAGAGACGUCCCUGUUGGACUGCAAUCACGGCAUCUGGGGUCACACCGACUGCUCCCACGCUGAGGACGUCGGCGUGCGCUGCAGAGGGAAGCCCGAAGACGAGACCAACGACGUGCCCGUCGUCGCACCAUCUACAGGUCCGCUGCUGCGUCUUGCUGGGGGCGUCAGCAGAAAGGAGGGGCGCGUGGAAGUCUAUCUUCACGGUGACUGGGGGACCAUUUGUGACUCAGGGUGGAAUGACCUCAAUGCCGCUGUAGUGUGCAGGCAGCUAGGCCACAGUGGCGGAGGUCUGGCGGCUGGGGGCUUCGGCCAGGGUAAAGGACCGGUCCACCUGGACCAAGUGAGAUGCACUGGCAAGGAGGAGUUCCUGGGCGAGUGUCCCUCGCUGGGCCUGAACAUCAUGGGUUGUAGGCGGGGGCAAGCAGCGGGGGUCAAGUGUGACACCUCCGCUGCUUCAGUGCACGACCCGAUGGCUCAAGUCCGCCACUUGGAAGACAGCUGCGGUGCGAGGAAGCUUCAAGAGGAGGCCAGUGAGACCAAGACCCAAGAGGGAGACGGAAACAUGCUCAGGACAUCAUGGCCUUGGCAGGCGUCUGUGUGGCUUCAGUCUCAAAGUCAAGACGGCGGCCCUCUCUGCAGCGCCACUCUGAUUGGCUCAUGCUGGGCACUCACGUCCGCCACCUGUUUCGCCAGGUUUGGAACGGAGCCGUCCAAGUACGUUGUACGGAUAGGGGCAUCUGAGCGGACCUUGACCCCGGAGCGCAUUGUGGUCCACAAGAAAUUCAAAGGUCAGAGUGGAGGUCACGACCUGGCCUUGCUCAAGCUGCCCGGUGCCCAGAAGGGUCACUGCUUCACGUUUGACCCCCACGUCAAUGCCGCGUGUCUGCCUGAUGACGACCACAGCAGCAUGCCGGGUGCCUGUGUCGUCAUGGUGACCACACGAUGGAACACACCGGACUCUGUCCUGGCGUCGUGGGUUCCCGUCAUGUCGUCGUGGCAAUGCAAGAAGCGUCAUGGCGACAGCUUUUCCAGCCACGGCACCGUGUGCGCCGGCAGCCCCCCGGACACUAGUCUGCUCCACAGCACCGGUGACAGCUGCCGUGGCAACUCCGGAGGCGGGCUGCUCUGUCAGGGCGAGGCCGGCCGAUGGGUGCUGACGGGGGUGGUCGCAGGGGCCUACGGCUGCGAGGACCCCUCUACUCCGGCACUGUACACGCGCGUCAGCCGCUUCCGCAGCUGGAUCGACGACGCCAUCCAGGCCGAUUCCCAAAAUGGCCACCGAGGGGAGGAAACAAACGACAUUGGACAUGUAAAACACACACAUCACUCGCAGGUGGUGGUUUGA
This is a messenger RNA of Syngnathus typhle (broad-nosed pipefish), 2715 nucleotides long. Its product is annotated as neurotrypsin. The transcript is spliced from 14 exons. The coding region runs from base 136 to 2715 and encodes 859 amino acids. Gene Ontology annotation, cellular component: membrane. Gene Ontology annotation, molecular function: serine-type endopeptidase activity. Gene Ontology annotation, biological process: proteolysis. NCBI's taxonomy places the organism in Eukaryota, Metazoa, Chordata, Actinopteri, Syngnathiformes, Syngnathidae. The record is from RefSeq and is a predicted model, not a curated record.